AUCCCCAGAAUUUACAAACUCACAUACCCUCUGCAUAGUCCGUGCAACACGCUCAUCAGCGUCUCUACACAUACGAAUUACCACUCCUCGAUCAAACAUGUCCGUAACACAUUUCUACUAUGAUCCAUUCGUAACCUUCGACCGUCUCUUCGACGACGCGUUCUCUACACGAUUUCAGCCAUCGAGCUCGGACGGGUCCAGAAGGAGUUUGCAAGGCUUUAAGCCAAGAAUGGACCUUCACGAAAACGCAGAAUCCAAUACUGUCACGGCGACCUUCGAGCUCCCAGGUCUGUCUAAAGAGAAUGUUAACAUCGAAACCCACAACGACCUUCUCACCAUCUCCGGCGAGUCUGUUUUAUCUGAGGAGCACAAUGAUGCUGGGUUCGCAGUCCGUGAACGGUCAUUUGGCAAAUUCUCUCGCACUUUGAGGCUUCCUCAGGGUACUAAGCCCGACGAUAUCAAGGCAAAGAUGGAGAACGGUGUUUUGACCGUGACAUUUCCCAAAGUAAACCCCGAGCAAGCUCCCAAGCGGAUUGCACUACUGUAAAAUAAUCCCAGCUUCAGGUUGUAUGGUUUGGUUAAAUUUCAGGUUCAAGUUCAGGGAGUGCCGAGACAUUGUGUGGAGGUAAUGGAAGCAAUUGUAUUUUGAAUUGUAUUGGCCUUGAUAAUAAUACUUGUAAUGAAUCAUAAUGACUGCAAGGACCACCUUGAAAGUAACUCUAAAGG
Messenger RNA from Serpula lacrymans var. lacrymans S7.9, 726 nucleotides. RefSeq lists its product as uncharacterized. NCBI's taxonomy places the organism in Eukaryota, Fungi, Basidiomycota, Agaricomycetes, Boletales, Serpulaceae. The transcript is spliced from 3 exons. Gene Ontology annotation, biological process: protein complex oligomerization; protein folding; response to heat. The coding region runs from base 98 to 547 and encodes 149 amino acids. The record is from RefSeq and is a predicted model, not a curated record.